Oryza sativa Japonica Group (Japanese rice) is the source of this 1915-nucleotide messenger RNA. Its product is annotated as benzyl alcohol O-benzoyltransferase. The record is from RefSeq and is a predicted model, not a curated record. NCBI's taxonomy places the organism in Eukaryota, Viridiplantae, Streptophyta, Magnoliopsida, Poales, Poaceae.
GGGGGGGGGAAGCGCUGAGGAGCGGCGGCGUGAGGAAUCGGGAGAGGAGAGAGGAUUUUUAGGGUUUAGUUGUCUGCACGAAUCUUAAAGCAAUCGGGUGGUCCAAAAUUUACAAGAUUUGUAAGGGGAUUUUGUGUCAAAUGAUCUAUAGACAGUCCAUGUAUAAAACCCACUGCCAUGCAUGUGUUGUGAGUUGAGUAACGCACUAACGUAACGACGGUCGAUGGCCAUGGAACUGUCCUUCACCGUGCACCGCCGCGAGGCGGUACUCGUCGGCCCAUCGGUUUCGACACCGUGCGAAACCAAGCGCCUCUCCGAUAUCGACGACCAAGAGUCCCUGCGCUACCACGUUCCCGGCCUCCUCGUAUACCGUGGUGGUCAGCCUCCGGCGCCAUGUGUCCGCGACAAUGACCCGUCGGGCAUCAUCCGCGCGGCGCUGUCGCGGGCGCUGGUGCACUACUACCCGCUCGCCGGCAGGCUGAGAGAGGUGGAAGGACGGAAGCUGGUGAUCGACUGCAGCGGCGAGGGGGUGGUGUUCGUGGAGGCGGACGCGGACGUCCGGCUGGAAGAGAUGGAGGCCGCCGCCGCUGGUGGUCACGGGCUCAGGCCGUCAUUCCCCUGCGUGGAUCAGCUCGUCCCCGACGUGCGAUCAUCAGGCCGAGGAGGCAGCGUGCUCAGCUGCCCGCUGGUGGGAAUCCAGGUGACACGCCUCCUCUGUGGUGGCUUCAUCGUGGGGACCGCCGUCAACCACAGCGUGUGCGAUGCUAUGGGUAUCGUCCAGUUCCUCAACGCCGUCGCCGACAUCGCCGGUGGCCUCCCUGCGCCGGCCGUCCACGCGACAUGGUCGCGUGAGCUGCUCGAUGCACGCAGCCCUCCGGCGCCGGCGUUCCCACAUCGCGAGUACGACAUGAUCGACAUCCUCCCUGGAGGCGGCAGGGAGGCCGACAACAUCGUUCGAUCCUUCCUGUUCAGCUCCACCGACAUCGCCGCGCUUAAGGAGGAAGCACUACUGCCACACCCCGAGCACCGCCUCCGCGGCGGCAGCAGCACGGCGACGAGCUUCGAGGUCCUCGCGGCGUUCCUCUGGCGCGCUCGCACUGCGGCGCUGGAGGUCCCGGCGGACGAGGAGGUGCGCCUCGUCGCCGUCGUUGGCUUCAGCAGGAUCGCCGCGCUGGGCCUACCAUCCGGCUACUACGGCAACACAUGCGCGUACCCCACGGUGGUGAUGACCGCCGGGGAGCUGCUCCGCGGUUGCACGCUGGGAGACGUGGUGAGGCUGGUGCAGGAGGCGAAGGCGGCCGUCACCGCCGAGUACGUGCGAUCCACGGCCGAAUGUCUGGUUCUGCGGCGGCGCCCGCGUUUAGCCAGGACCAACCUCUUCGUCGUUACCGACGUCCGACGCGUGGGGUUCGACCGCGUGGAUUUUGGGUGGGGCGACCCGGUGUACGGCGGCCCAGCUCGGGCGCUUCCCACGGUGAGCUUGCUGGUCAACGUCAAGGGCAGCAGCAAUGUCGUGGGUGCCGUUGUUUCAUUGCCAUCGCUCGUCAUGGGGAGGUUCUCGGCUGAGCUGGAGAGCUUUCUCAACACUUAGGUCAUAUAUACUCAAUGACCCCACUAGCUACGUACUGCACACCUGCAUGCUACCACACAAUAAUUCAUCUGUACGUUAGGGACGUACGGGUGGUAACCCAAAAAUACUUUUAACUUUUACUACUAGACUAUUCUAUGCACGGGAAAAGCUUAAUGAUCGAAGGAAAAGCUCUUCAAUUGCUAAUGUUAUGAGAUCUGUUCCGCUAAAUAUUUUUUAAGUAGGGUUUUAGUUGGUCAGGACCUAGCAAAUUAACAUGAAUUAUGUGUUUCUAUUGUACAUAUUCAGUUACCAAAGGUGAUUCCAUUUCAUCGUCGUUCUAAAUAA